CAGUAUCCUGUCAAUCGCGAUAAUGUCUUCCAUUAAUGACAGAUUUAUCAGAGAGGCCCAUAGGAGGCUCAACGUGCAUCUGUACCAUUACAUGAUGAGAAUAGGGUUGUUCGAUUUGGCUAGGGUUUUUAGGCAGCAGACUGGGCUCUCGAUCGAAGAUCUGGAAGGCCAACCACAUAGGAAUGUUCUGUUCAACUUGAGCCUGGUUAUCGAAGAUAUACUUCCCUUUAUUCAGGCUCAAGGAGAUCCCAGAAAGUGCUAUCUGAGGCUGCUUCCAUUGAUUAAUGGGAUAAGGAAUAUGACCAUGCAAAUUACUCCAAGACAAGGACUGAAUUUAUAUGGCUAUCCGCAGCCUCAUUUGCCUCAGACUGGAUUUGUGCAAUCUUUACCUCGUUCAAUGCAGAAUACAUCUAUGGGGCCAUUUGUGACAUCAAACCAGUCAUUGGUUCAUCAUCCGAGGCCGUCUUGUCCACUGAUGUCCAACCAAAUGUUUCAUCCACUGAUGUCAAACCAACAGUUGGUUUGCCAUCCACAGCCCCACCAAGCAGAAAAUGCUGUGGAACAAGAUUUGCUAUCAAGAGUUGGAAAAAAGAAUCAGCUGGAUCUUAAUGAUCUGCCACCUCCCGUAGAUGCAGUUGAUGGCAAACCAACACUGCAAACAUGUAUUGGUUGUUCUUCUAUGGGUGGCGUUGGAUGGCUGAAACAACCGAUUAUGCUGCGAGAAGAGCGAGCGAAAGAGGACAGUCGAAAGAGGAAGCAUCCAGAACAAUCAGAAUUUGGCAAUGUUUUUUGGGGUGAUGGUAUAACCUGGCUAGGUAGCAGCAGUGGGAUUUCCUCUACCAGCACUUCCAUGAGCAACACACAGCGCUUGUCAGUUGGAAAUGCCGGACAAAAUUUCCCCAUGAAUUACUGUCAGGAACCACCACCACAACGGUCCUCUAGAUGGAUCACUUCAUCAUACCAAUUACCAGCCAUCCAAAAGGAUACUGUCAGAGGGAUUUUACAGAGUAUAAGCAAUGUUGGUGGCUCUCAAAAGAAUGAGUUCUCAGAGAAGGCCGCUGUCAUGGAAAAUCCAGAAAAAAAUAAGCAAGUGCAGUCUGCAUGCCAAGAUGUGACUCCUGCCGACAGUAAUAUCUAUCAUUACUCCAAUUCUUUGCCAUUAAUACCGGAUCCUGAAUCCCAUUCUGCAGUUCUUAUACCUGGUGAAUCAUCUAAGAGACAUGAGGAUAAUGAUACUGAUGAUAAGCCAUCUUUUCCUGAAGAUUACAAGCACCAAUGUGAGCUGCUAAAAAAGGUUUAGGAAUUGUCUCUCCCCUGUCAAAACCCAAAAGUUCAAAAAAUCCUACAUCCUGCAUGUGAAACUUGGUUUGUGUAUAUUGGUUUGUGCAUGUGAAAAUUUUAUCAAACUUGGUUUGUGUAUAUUGGCUGCAUGUUUGACAAUUUGGUAUACCUGUUCAUACUUCUACUCAUUCUGAAAAUACUGGAGUGCAA
Molecule: messenger RNA, 1491 nt
Organism: Elaeis guineensis (African oil palm)
Lineage: Eukaryota; Viridiplantae; Streptophyta; Magnoliopsida; Arecales; Arecaceae
Molecular function (GO): protein binding
Source: RefSeq, a predicted model, not a curated record